UAGUACAUCUCAAAGUAUUUUCAGCUGACGAGCUGACAAGGAGAUUGAUUUGGAUAAAAGCGUUAAAGUGUGACAGGAGGAGGAAGGAGGAGCGACGUUCACACACUUAGUUCUGCAUUACAUGUUGCAAAAGACUGAAGGCAGGAAACACAGAUGACGACUCUGCAUCACACCAGACCACAGAGAGGGAGGACGAAGACGAGGAGGUGAACCACAGCAGAAGGACACGAGAGAGGAGGAGAGGGUCCACCUCUCAGAGAGACCAGAGAGACAACGAGGAGAAAGAGCCGGAACAAGAGGAGGUGAAAGGAGGAGAGGAAGUAGAAGAAGGGCGACAAAAAGAAGGGUGAAAAACAACGAAGAGGAAAAAGAAAGGAGGUGAAGAGGAGCAAAGCAAAGAGGAGGAGGAGUAAAGCAGAAGAAGAAGAAGAAGAAGAAGAAGAGGAGGAAGAGGAGUAAAGCAGAAGAAGAAGAAGAAGAAGAAGAGGAGGAAGAGGAGUAAAGCAGAAGAAGGAGGAGAAGAGGAGGAGGAGUAAAGGAGAAGAAGAAGGAGAAGAAGAAGGAGAAGAGGAGGAGGAGUAAAGCAGAAGAAGAAGGAGAUGGAGAUGAGGAGGUGAAAGGGGACAUUAAGCAGGAGAGGAAGCAGAAAGUCAGAGGAGGUGAAUAAACAGAGGCAAGAAAAGGGAGGAGGAGGAGGAGGUGAGGAAAGUGGAGCACAAAGAGGAGAAGAGUGAGAAGAGGUGAGGAGGAGCUGCAGCGGCGUCAUGGAGGAGGACAUCAGGAAACAGGGGGUGCUCCACCUGCAGCAGCAGAGGUUUGGAAAGAAGUGGAAGCGUGUGUGGUGCGUCCUGUUCAGAGAAAGUUCCUGUUCGAUUUCCAGACUGGAGUUCUUUGAGUUUAAAGACGGAGGAAAUGUUGAGAAAAGUCGCAAGCAGCAAGAACACAAGAAGGUGAUCCGUCUGUCCGACUGUAUCCGGGUGUCGGAGGUGGAGAUGGACGGAUGUCCCAGAGACACCGGACCCUUCCUGAUCGAGACCACCGACAAGAUCUACGUGUUCGCCGCAGACCGACUGCAGCUGGACAACUGGACACACAAACUGUGUGAGAUCGCCUUCCCUAUGAACUGGACGGAUCCCGGAGUGAAGAGAGGCAGCCUGUCGAGAGGAAGAGCAGCGGACGAAGACGCAGGAAUGGAAGACAACUCUCUGUACAGCUGCAGAGAGACAGUGCGUGACUUCAGAGUGUGUGUUCGGAGGACGGAGGCGUCGGAUCGAUGCCGAAUGAAAGGAGACGGAUUCCUACGAGCCGACGUCGACGCGCUCCACCUGCUGGAGAAGAACGGAGACGUGGUGUUUAGCUGGCCAUACAAGUACCUGAGACGCUUCGGACGGGACAAGUCCACCUUCUCCUUCGAGGCCGGGCGGAGGUGCGACUCCGGCGAGGGCAGUUUUGAGUUCGACACCAAACAGGGGAACUUCGUGUUUCAGGCGGUUGAAGCUGCCAUCAACCGGCAGCGGAUCUCCUUCCCCCAGAGGCAGACCUCCAGCGGGGCCCAGACCAGUCCAGAGACCCCCCAAGACAAGAACCUGCCCCCCCUGCCCCUCAACCCACCCCUGGUCCAGAGCAGGACCCUCCCGCUGCCUCAGCUCCGAGGCCAUAUCCCACAAUCCCCUGCUGCUCAGGCAGCUGACGGUGUGUACAGCUUGGUGACUCAAAGUCCAAAUCUACAGAUGAUUCAUCUCAAAGACAAAGAGAGCUCCUGUCCUUCACAACAGCAACAACAACAACAGCGCCUCCAGCUGUCUCGACUGGAGCCUCCGGUGGAUAAGAUGCUGACGGGUGUGAAGAGUUUGACUCUGGACACCCGCGGCGUCCCCCGUAAGAACCAGGUGAAGAUGAUCUCCAGCUGCCCUCUGCCUCACGCCGGCCCCGAGGCCCAGAGCCCCAAACCGAGCUCCAGCCCGAACCCAGACCAGACGUACUCCCAGGUCAUCCUGCCCACCGCCGCAGAGCGAGGCACCAAGAGAGGUGGCGGCAUGCCCUCCCCCUCUACCUCACCUGUCGCCCCCCAGGAGCCCGAGUACUCCCUCCCCUUCGACACCAUCUCCGUGACCUUCAUGACUGACAUCUUGAACUCCCAUCAGGCCCACGGAGCCCAGUCCAGAGUCGAGUCUGGUGCCGACCCGCUCUACGACAGCAUCGACGAGAUGAAGAUCAGAAACAUCUUUCUGAACGCUGACGCCGACGUCGCCCCGGCGGACAGGAAGGUGGAACACAUCUACGAUGAGCCCGAAGGCUGCGCCGCCCCGGGACCGAAACCUCCCACCUCCUUGUACGACGACCCUGAGGAGAUGAAAGGAGACGCCUGGAGGAGUAUGGGAACAGUUGCCGACCCUAAAGGUCACGAGUACCCAUACAACCCGCGGGUGGACGACUACGCCGUGCCCAAACGAGCCCAGAGGGUGCUUCCUGCUACACAAAGCACCAACGAAGAAGAAGAAGACGUGGAUGUGGAGUCACAGGAGGAGGAUCAGGAGGAGCGGUGGGAUCCUCCGUACAACAACGUGAUAGUGAAGAUGGCGUAGACAGGAAGCAGCCGUGAACGUGAUUCAGAUCAGUUAUUAAUCCAGUAGGCGGACUGAUCCGAUCUCUGAGACUCUGAUCCUCCAUCUUUAGUCUCUUUGUCCACUUCUGCUGAGGAUCACAGUCAGUGUCUUUUGUGUUCUUUAAUAAUAAAUAAAACAGUUUCUGCUCAGCUCGUUUCUUUGAAAACGAUUGUUUUCAUUGCUAAUUAAUCAUUUAGUCUAAUCAUGCCCCAAAAUAGUUUCAACAAAUAUCCCUCACAGUCCAAGAGAACGUCUGUAACUCCAAAGAGGUUCAGUUUAUUUCUGACAUGAAGAGGAGACCAGAGACCAGAUAUUAGAGAAGCCUGUUGAAGGUCCGACUGUGUUCUGUAUUAAAGGUAUGAAGGCAGAGUGUUUUCAACCUGUUCCAUUUUACUUAGCCCCACCAACUAAUGUCCCUUCUGGUUGCAAAAAAACAAGACGACAACGGACUAAAACCAAGAUGGCGAUCGACUAAAGCCAACAUGGCAAAGGACAAAAAACAAAAUGGGGAAAGUCAGUAACCAAGAUGGCGACUCAAGAACUAGGAUGGUGAUGGACUAAAACCAAGGUAACAUCUGCCAAAACCAAGAUGGCGAUGGACCAAAACAAAAAUGGAGUCUGCCAAAAACUAAGAUGGUGGAGGCCCAAUAAACCAAAAUGGUGACACUGAUCCUUGGUGACUGUUAGCCUGUUAGCUUGUUAGCCUGUUAACAUCUGUCCUGCUGCCUGCAGAGUUUGGAUUCUGCUGUUUGGUUGAUGGUUGAUUUAAAGACUUCCAUGGUGACCAGGUCACUGCUCAAUCCUGCGGGUAGAUUUGUGUUUAUUUACUGGUUGAAUAUUAACAGAACCAUCAACACAGCGGUCUCAGUCAGUCAGUCAAACAUCAGUUGAUGUUAGUGUGUGUUGAGCUCAGGUAGAUCAGCUUUAACCCUUUAAUGCAACAUAAGAAAACAGUCAGUGAGCUGUCUUACUGUUCUCAGAUGUCAGAGCUUCUUUAAACGCAUCACGAGGACGCUGUUGAAAAUGCUCUCUGCUCUUUACAGCAUCAGGAUUUAUUCAUAUUGUUAUCAGAUGCAUCAACAUGGUGACUUUUAAUUCAUUCUUCUCUUUUACUUAUUAUCAAGAGGAAACUUUGGACGACAAUAUGAUUUGUGAUGAAUUAUUACUUGGUAUUAUUUAAUGAGUCUGACCUCAGAUCUGCAGUGAGCAGCCUCCUCCAGAAGAGGGCAGCAGGAGUUAAUUAUCAAUGGAGCUAAUUAGGAGAAACCAAAGAUAUCUGAAUAUUAUCAGAAACCUGACUGUAAUUAUCAGACUAAACUCUUUUUUAUUAAUUUUGAGAAAUAAUAUAUUGAAUUCUUCAAACAUGUUUCCUUUCUGAGUCUGUGUUGAGCCUGUAAAUCUAAAAUAAAUCUUAAAUAAAUAUAUACAUAAAACUGAUUGAUUUGACAUCAUGUUCUUCACCUGGUGACUCUGAUCCGUCACUUAGGCCCCGCCCACCUGCUCACCCGUCCUCAUUUAUCUCGUCAGUAUGCCAGUAUUUGACCCGAUCCGUCUCCGGGUCCCCAGCCUGAACCCGUCCCUCUGGUCCAUGGACUCAUUGUGCUCUCCCU
Anoplopoma fimbria (sablefish) is the source of this 4216-nucleotide messenger RNA. It is a transcript of the gene dok2, whose product is annotated as docking protein 2. NCBI's taxonomy places the organism in Eukaryota, Metazoa, Chordata, Actinopteri, Perciformes, Anoplopomatidae. Gene Ontology annotation, cellular component: cytoplasm. The record is from RefSeq and is a predicted model, not a curated record. Gene Ontology annotation, biological process: cell surface receptor protein tyrosine kinase signaling pathway; positive regulation of MAPK cascade. The coding region runs from base 765 to 2585 and encodes 606 amino acids. The transcript has 9 exons.